UUUUAAUCUUCAAGUCACAUCAGCGCGCGCGCACGCGAUACACGCGAGUAAGUUCGAUCGCGGUGCGACCGGUGAUUUGUCAAGAUUUGCGGAAAAGCGAGUGUGUUUGUCGCGUUUACACUCAGAAUAGUUGUGCAUCGCACUCGCGGCCCGACGUGGAGUGGCACGGCACGACGCGGCGCGGCGCGGAGUGGCGCGGCGCGGCGCGAGUCAAAGGGAAAGCGAGUUUCGUAGUGGCGUGGCGCGGUGAGGCGCGGGGCGGCCAUUUUAUGUAUUAGUAUGACGUAGAGGCUGGGUGUAGCUUAGCGUUCUUAUUGUCGGUUUUGCGCGAAGAAAAAACUAACGGAUCGGUGUCUGGUAAGUGUCCGAAUGUUUGAUGAUCGCGAACGCUCAGCUGCGAGUGACGUCAAGUUGCCACUGUCGCAGCGAUCGCUUUCCCGUGGAUAGUCAUCGUCGUGGUGCCGUUUAGUUGUGUGACGCGUGUAACGCGUGGAGGCCGUCGAGGGUAAGAGCGAAAUAUAGUUUCAGCGAGAGGGGAAAGUGUACGAACGUACGAGCGAGCGAACGAACGAACGAACGAACGAACGAGCGAACGAACGAACAAACGAUCGAACGAUCGAGCGAGCGAAAAGUGAAAGUGCGUCCGUAGCAGCGCCAAGCAGCGCUGAGCGCGUGCGAACAUGAGCGAGGAAAGUAAUCCACGUACGCUGUACGUGGGCAACCUGGACACCUCGGUAUCUGAGGACCUUUUGUGUGCGCUCUUUUCGCAAAUCGGCGCCGUGAAGGGAUGCAAGAUAAUCCGCGAGCCCGGCAACGAUCCGUAUGCCUUCGUCGAAUUUACGAACCAUCAGUGCGCGGCCACGGCGCUGGCCGCCAUGAACAAGCGCUCGUUCCUCGACAAGGAGAUGAAGGUUAACUGGGCGACCAGUCCAGGCAAUCAGCCGAAACUCGACACCAGCAACCACCAUCACAUUUUCGUCGGUGAUCUCUCUCCGGAGAUCGAGACGCAGACGCUCAAGGAGGCGUUUGCGCCUUUUGGCGAGAUCAGUAACUGCAGGAUCGUUCGCGAUCCGCAGACGCUCAAGAGCAAGGGCUACGCGUUCGUGUCGUUUGUUAAAAAAUCUGAGGCCGAAGCGGCGAUCAACGCGAUGAACGGUCAGUGGCUGGGUUCACGCAGCAUUAGGACCAACUGGUCCACUAGGAAACCGCCGCCACCGAGGUCCGAGAGGCCACGGCAUUCCAAUAAUAGUAAACCCAACUACGAAGAGGUGUAUAACCAAAGUAGUCCGACUAAUUGUACCGUAUAUUGUGGAGGUUUUACGAACGGUAUCACGGAUGAGCUGAUAAAGAAAACCUUUUCUCCUUUUGGUACCAUUCAAGACAUAAGAGUAUUCAAAGACAAGGGAUAUGCCUUUAUCAAGUUUACAACUAAGGAAGCUGCGACACAUGCCAUUGAAUCGACGCAUAAUACAGAGAUCAAUGGCAGCAUCGUUAAAUGUUUUUGGGGUAAAGAAAACGGUGAUCCAAACAGUGUGGGUCCUAAUGCGAAUCAUCAAGCUCAACAGGUGACAGCAGGAGCGGGACAAUACGCAUAUGGUUAUGGCCAACAGAUGAGCUAUUGGUAUCCACAGGGCUAUCCGCAGAUGCAGGGACAGUUUUUGCAACCUGCACAAUACUAUGGUCAAUAUUAUGGGCAACAGGCUCAGUAUAUGAACAGCAUGAGGAUGCCCACUCCAGGUGCAGGAGCCUGGCAACCGACGCAAGCCACCGCAGCACCGCCGACAGCGAGUGCACCCUUGCCUCCGGGUCAACAGCCCACUAUGGUAACAUAUACCAUGCCACAUCAGUACCCUACGCAAUGAAACUGAUCAUUCACCGGCUAAUUGUUACGUACUACGAUAUAGUUGUCUCGGGGUUAUCGCGAAAAUCGUUUCCGACAUAUACCUAUUUCAACAUUUACAUUCGAGUUUUCGACGAUAUAACUAAUCGUUUCCACGAUUAAUGCAAUUUCAUUUAAAUCGAAUUUUUUAAAUAGAAAAAAAGAAAAAAAAGAAUAUGGUAUGCUGGCGGUUUUUUCUCUCUCCUUUCUGUGUUUCUGCACACAGUUGAUUUGUUCGAACGGCUAAAGACGUUAUUAUAAUUUUCUUUUCUGUCAUGGAAUAUAUAUUGAGACGCCAAGUCUCACGUAAUGAUGCUUUUACGAUGGCACCAUAGUACCACUGAACGUCGUAGUGCUAGAAUUUGGUCGAAUUUCAUCACGAUUUUGGCUUCGAAUAUACAUACAUACAUACAUACAUACAUACAUACAUACAUACAUACAUACAUACAUACCUACCUACAUACAUACAUACAUAUAUACAUACAUACAUAUGCGCGACGUUGAACCAGGUAUAUCUCCAAACUUUUCCUCGCGGCCUCUCCCCGACACUCAACCGAGCCCCGCAUCCGUUGUGCUGCGCAAGUGACGUACGUAUGCGGCAAUUUUGCGUUGUUGAUACCUUUUUAAUAUUUUUGCCACUGAUAUCUCCAACUCUCACUUUUCCCUCUUCAAUUUCGGAUUGUCGAUGAACAGCGCGCGCGACAAAAUGUUCAUUUGAGAUAAAUAAGGAGAGUAUUGCUAAUAUUGGACAUAGUUAGUAAGGUAGAAGAGCGAAUAGCUAGACACGUCGCCUGUGAUGUAGCUAGACUUUUGGACGCGUGUAUGCUAAGGUGUGCGGGGCUCCCUAACAAAUAAAUUCUGCGAGAGUUGAGUAACGAGUUACAACUUUGUCUCGUUGUGUGAUAUUUAUCGUCGGUGGUUAAUGUAUAAAAUUUUGCUAUAAUUCUCUUCAAAGAAGAAUAAUAGAAGGGAGAAAGAGAAAAAGUAUGCGUGUGCAUCCGCA
Molecule: messenger RNA, 2882 nt
Organism: Trachymyrmex septentrionalis
Lineage: Eukaryota; Metazoa; Arthropoda; Insecta; Hymenoptera; Formicidae
Gene: Rox8
Product: nucleolysin TIAR
Exons: 3
Coding region: 681-1862 (393 amino acids)
Molecular function (GO): RNA binding
Source: RefSeq, a predicted model, not a curated record